GGAGGAAAAGGCGAUAGAGUGAGAGGAGGGCUGAAGGAGAAGGAGAAAGAUACGGCCGCCGAAAUAUUUCUGAAAACGUUCGGUAUACAGAAUGGAAAGGGAAGCUGAAUAAACGAAUACCGUUAAGCGUUUCUCGUCGGCGUUGCUCAUCGUGGAUAGAAAUAAGAUACACAAACACGCGAAUGCGUAUUUUGUAAAGCCAAACGACUCUGAACGGACACUGAACUACUAAUUUAAAUAAAAUUUUAGCCGAAACGGUUAAAAACAGAUUGCAACGUUUUGAAACGGUAAAACAUAUACAUGUAAGUGCGUUACAGUUAAUCGUCAUAAAUAAUCCGUAUUAUCGUUCAAGUCUGACGAACGUUUAAAAAAUGCGAUGCUAUUACUCGAUGCUAUAUCGAUUAAUUCGGUUCAUGAAAAUUUUGCUCCGUAUAACGGUUCCUUUCGUGCCUCACCGUUUCAACCGGCUAUCUAAUAUUCUUCUCUGAUUCGUAUUUUAUUUACCCACGUUUAUCCAUGUAAUUUACGAUUUACACUGGUUCUCGAACCUUGUAUCAUUCAUUCCCUUUUCACCUUUCUUCGUGUCAUUCGUGCGCACUUGUAUACAGAUCCAUAGAAAUACGCGCACGGUUAUAAAUAUAAUUACCAAAUAUUAAUAUAUUAUUAAUAAACAGAUGUAGUUAAAAGAGUAUUAAGUAUACGGAAUAAAGUGCGCCGACCCAUCGAUAUUGCGGCUUUCCAACUUCAUUAUUUCUUCGCCUUUUCGUUCAAAGAACACGUACCCCCUCUCUCUUUCGUAACGCUGUUCUUUCUUAGUCCGAUGCACUCGUCCCUAGCGCAAGGAUUCGAGAACAGUGGAAGAGGCAGUACGCGCUCGUUCGAGCUUCGGGAGACAGUAGAAGCGACAGGUGGCACGAGAAGAACUACCGAUCGGCGCGCGCUAUCAGAAAAUACGAAAAAAACAUAAAAAAUCAAAGAAAGAAAACGUAAGAAGACAGAGAUAGAGAGAAAGAGAGAGGAGAGAUAGAGGCAAAGAUAGCAACGGAAGGAAGAAAGCGAAAAGAAUACAUCAUACAUCGUUGGAAAAAGCAGCAAAGUAUCGGUAGCACUUAUUUAGUACUAUAGAUAAUUCGAUGGUGUCAGCGAGAAUUAGCAAACAGAAUAAACGUUAGCGAAAGGAAACGGCAAUCAGGGAAUACAAGAGUGGCGAGAAGAAAAUACGAGUACGCGUGUCAGCAUAAAUAACGUUAAUUUCGGGGAAUAGACGCGCGUUUCUUCUUUUCCAUCGAUGCAUUCGAAGAUCGAAAGAUAAUCGAACACCGAAAGAAACUUCAAAAGCAUGUCAUCGACACGCUUUUCCACAACUUUAACGACGCUCGUGUUAUGGGUGUGUAUAGGUUUUGGUACGGGCUGGCCACUCUCGGAAAACACAACCGCUACUCCAAUGCCAAUGAAAUUUCUUCAAUCUAGCAUGGUUACACCGGAUUCGAUCGCUAAAAAAUCCAACGAUCGGAAAAAUGAAAUCGUUCGCCACGGCGCCGACGACAAGGAAUCGUCGAGUCCGUUCGGAGUUAACGCGCAUCGAUUGCCUCCUUCUCCGGCUAAUCUGUUGAAACCAGAUAGAUUUCAAUUCUACACGUACAACGAGAAAGGCGACAUGAUCACGAAACAGAUGACUAUGCAGGAAAUUCAGGCGUUAAUCGCGGGAGGUGGUCCAGAUCAUUCGAACGCCGAAGUUCAAGAACCCCAAAAGGUCGAAGACAUCCUGACUGGAGGAAAGAAGGUAAUGGACGUUGUAGAAAAGGUGCAAAGCGUACUGAAAAGUGCGAUGGAUAAGCCCGUAGCCGCGUUAACGGGUUCAUUCCCGACAGUUCCAGAAAAAGCGAACGUCGAGUGGAGCAAUAUUUUACCCGCUAUAUUAGCCGGUGACAAAUACGGAGACAAGCCCGAUGAGAGUCAUUACGUCGACGAAUCAACGCGAAAACCAAAGCCGAAACCGAAACCAAAGCCGAACCCGACAUGGACGCCGAUAACGACGUUGACGUCUACGGUCGCGACUGUUCACGAUCUGAAUUCCCUUUCGGAAUCGGACGAGUCAAACACGCCGAGAAUCGAGACCGUUCCGUCGGAGAGUAGCGUCGAGUUUGCGGUGCGAAACGAAACGACGAUCGGACAAACCGGUAAAGAACCAACACCGGCAAUUUUCUCAACGAUCGCAUCGCAAACUGCCACAGUUUCAUCCACGGAAAAGUUAAUGAUUCCUGUGGCGGUUAUCACGGCAGAACAACACGCUCAAAUGGGCCAACGAAUCACUCAAAGUCCUGUUUUUCAAAAGAUCACGGAAAUCGCUGUGGUGCCGUUGGAAAAUAUGUUGGACGAGAAUUACGAUUACAAAGAAAACGAUCGUCACGCGGCGGCGACGAUGACACGCGAAAAUACGACGAUGUCGACGUCGAUAACGAUCACGACGACCGACGCGUCUCCUUCCUCAUUAGACUCGGCAUCGAAAGACGGUACCGACAACGUCGUGGAUCUUGCAACGAGUUUAUCGAUGGAUUCGAAGAACGUAUCUUGGAACGAUCCGCUAACGAUAGUAUCGAAAAUAAAACCCCUUGCGGACAUAGCGACGACGACGACGACGACGACGACGACCAGAACCAAAGUUCGACCGACUCUCGACGAUGAUUUAAAAACUAAUUUACCAUUAAUACCGUUACCGGAAUCGACCAAAGUCGAAACUGUUGUUACCGACAAACCGUUGACAACCUUACUUUCCUAUCCUCUCGCGUCGAUUACCACGACUAUUAACAGACUGGUCACACCUUUACCAACGGAAUCGGUAACGAGUAUACGUGACUUGCCGCCGCCCUCGACAAACCCAACAGGUUAUUUAGAUUCGACUCAACCACCAAAACCGUUAUCAAUGGAAUUAGCGAAUUCGUUAUCUAGCAUGAUCAAUCAGGUUUCCGAAACCCUUUCUCCUGUUUUACCUAUUUCUUCUGGAUUCGAUUCGGCGGUCAAUUCUCAAUACGACGACGACGACGGAACCAACGAAAACGAGAAGAAUCCUACCAAUAUUACAAAAGUGUUCACGCAUACAGCUCCGACAAACGAUAGCGGUAAAUUUUCAACGAUGCAGACAACGAUACGAUCGAGCGAAGAACAGACUUUCUCAACUACACCUUCAGCAUCGUUAUCAUCGAACACUGUCAAUCUCACGAAGGAGACCAAUCACCUCGAUACGUUAACGGAAUCGAAUGAUACUCGGUUCGAAUUGGAUUCAACGACGAAAGCGACCACGAUCGGUGUGGACGAAAUAGUAAACAGCAGUAUAAACUACUUUAUGGGUUCCACGGUAACUUCGGAUCGAAAUUAUCCGUCGAACGUUACCGUCGAAGAAAAUAUCGAAGAAACGGUAACCACGAGUUCUCUCGAUUCAUCAAAAACUAGCUUAGAUUACUGGUCAAUGAUCAAGUUUGAAGACUCAAAUGCGAACAUCAACCGAUCGAAACCAACAGCCAUCAUCGACGAUAUACUGGCAACUCUUUCAACCGAGGUAAACACACCCGUUACCGAAACGAUAACGUUACCGAACAUUUUACCGAAAAAUUCAUCCAUAAACACUUUAGCAAGCGGACUGAUCGCCGGUUUCGAAUCACACGAUUCGAACACGAUAACGCUUACGACCAAUUCUCCAUUGAAUUUGAACGUAUAUUCUAUUAUGCCGAGUGCAGAAACUUCAUCGGAUGCAGCGGCUGAAACAACGGAGAAAUACGCGACUACCAUCGAAUACGCGGUAAAGGAAACCGAGUUGCCGGUGGAUUCGUCGGCGAACACAAGGAUUAAUGCGGCAAUCAUCGAGAUCAGUACAAAAAGUGUCGGUACCGACGAAAACGAAGUUUCCGCGGCGAUAAAUAGGCGGCAAGAGUACCCUCCGUUGAUUACUUCCAGCGGCGAAACGGACACGUUGCUAACCAAUUCGAUCAGUUUGAAUACGGUAAACGUCGUUACCGCGAUCGACUCGUUCGAUUCGUCGACGUCAAGUUUGCAAAACAUUCUUAAAACAGAUCAGAUCGAAACCACCGCCUCGACAAUAAUUGUAGGUGCCGAAACGACAUUUUCGGAACCAUUGAAAACGUCGAGCAAACCUACAGAUGAAAUCGUGGAAACGAACUCUAACGAAAGUAGUCUUUCCUUCGAUACGAAAGAACGGCCGUUACAUGUAGAACCGACAACGGAACGACAGGUAGACUCGAUCUCGCAGUCCAGUUUAAAGAGUAACGCAAUUUCCACAGAUUUACUGUCGAAAGAGACGUCGGACCGGCUUAAGAACGAAACGACCAUCGUCGGUGAAAAUUCGAACGUCAUCGACGCGAUGACAGUCGUUACGAACAGCACGAAAUCGAUACACGACGUUGUCAGGAAACCGACGACAACGAUCGGUUCGUCGAACGCGGCGAAACACGAAGACGAUUACAGUUCUCAUAGUGCAGAUACGAUCAUCGAACAGUCCGAUCACAACGAAUUGUCGAUCAUUGCCGCAAUUAACGCGUCCGAUUCGAUGAAAUCGAACGGUACAAAGGGAGAAACGAAAGAAUCGAACGAAUCGAUGGAGAUCGUUUCGAAGGAUUCAGUGGGCACGCAAUCAUUGAACGAUACCGAAAAAUCGCAAGAAACAAACGACAAGAUUCAUUCGGACAAUUGGCUUUCGAGUAACUCUAACAAAAGCACCGGCAUCGAUUCCGAGCACAUGUGGCAACUAAUAUCGUUACAUCAGACAACUCCAAUUUCUUCUUCUUUCGCUUCAUCUUCUCAUUCUUCUUCUCCUCUUCCUCUUCCUUCGACUUCCUCAUCGACGAAAGAUCGGAGUGCAACAACGAAGAAACCAGAGACGGAAUCGUCGAAAUACAAAGUGUCAGGAACAACAGCAUCGACGGUGGCGUUGAACGCAUCGAAGAUCGUCGGUGGAUUGGAUGGAAGUACGAAAAACGCGAGUGCCGAUAUCGUCAACUUCUCGAGACUUUGCAACGAAUUGGCGUUUAAAUUUUGGACAGCCGCGAACGAAGGAUUAAGCACCGGUAGAUCUUUGGUCGUAUCUCCAUUCGGUAUGAUCAGUUUAUUAGCAAUGAUAUUUCUCGGUGCCCGGGGAUCAACGUCCGACCAAAUGAACGAAGUACUCGGAUUGGAUAACGUGGCCACGUUUAAUCCCCAUUUAAUAUUUCAAAACGUUACGGAUACGGUGAGUUUAGCACGAAAUCAGGGUAUCGCGAACGCGGCGUUCGUUCGAGAAUUGUUCGCGGACAAAGCGAAAGUUAGGAAGUUGUUGCCGUUCUACAAAGAACAAGCGCAACAGUUUUACGAAGGAUUAGUAGCCGAAGUUAACUUCGCUACCAUCAGUGAUCUCGCACGUCGACGAACUAAUUUGCUGAUUAGAAAGCAAACCGGUGGGCGAAUAAAGGAUUUCGUAAAAAAUAACGCGAUUCCAUUACGAUCCCCUCUUGCCGCGAUAUCGGCCAACGUGUUCCAAACGGAUUGCAAUAGCAGUCUGGUGAGCGCAACUGGUCGGGACGGAGAACUAUAUUUCGCAGUAUCGUCCUCGUCGUCGCCGUCGUCGUCGAUACACAGAUUAAGAAAAUUAAUUCCAGUGCCGGCCACCGUAUGGCGAUCGAACGUAUUGGCCGGUUACGAACCGAAUUUGGAUGCCACCGCGAUCGCGAUCGGCGGUAUUGGUCAAAUCGUUUCGACGAUAUUCCUUUUGCCCGGUCAACAAGGUCACGUCGCUCCGGGGGAUACGUUGGAUCGUCUGGAAGAAAGGCUGACGAAAGGAGCUUUUCGAGACGGUACUUGGAAGAAGCUCCUGAAAGUUCUCAUACCGAGGACCGGUCUCGAAUUGCAAAUCCCGAAAUUCACGCAUCGAUCGGUGGUUAACGCUACUGCCGCCUUAAAAAGAAUGGCACUGGAUCAAUUGUUCUCGAGUCAUGCCGAUUUUAAAGGUAUCAACGGAAUUGGAAAUCGUCUCUUCUUGUCCGACGUUUUACAGAUGAAUCUGUUCGGUACGUGCGGCGACGAAAACAUCGCGAACGGACGACAUCACGUGGAAAUUUAUCCAGCGAGUCCAUCCUUACGAAACGUCGAAGACGAACGAUCGUCGAACGAGCAGCAACCUACGGUACCUGCGGAUUGGGAAACGGUGCGGAGGCAGCAGCAAGUCUCUUGGAGAAACGAUCGUACGGUAUCGAGUGAAUCUACAAGUACGAUAAACGGUGAAAACUCGAAAGACAAGCCGAGACUGAAGUUGGAUCAACCGUUCCUCUACUUUGUACGACAUAAUCCGACAGGACUGAUACUUCACAUGGGUCGUUUUAACCCACGACUGCUGUAGAUUUCCACCGUGAUAUUAUCACGUGCGAAAGCAAUGCGAGACAUUGUUCGACAACGACACGACUGGAACGACGCAUGAAUUUUAAUCGUCGGUUAUAUUUAUGCGUGGAAGACACGCGUUAGAUCAAGCUACGCGUUGAUUAGCAUGUUAUUGCUAUAAUUAUUAUUAUUAUUAUUGUCACUACUAUAAUUAUUCUUAGUAUUAAUAUUGUCAUUAACAUCAUCGUUAUCAUUGCCAUUAUUUUCGAAAGCGGAACAACUUUCCCACAAUAUGUCAUCGACAAGCGAUUAUUAUCGAAUCAUGUACCGUAAUACAUUCUUAUUCAGAAGGACUAAUCUGUAGCCACGAUAUAGUUAAAACGACGCAGAAAGAAGUAAAGUAUGGGAGUAAUCAUUCCCCGAUUAUAAAA
Messenger RNA from Megachile rotundata (alfalfa leafcutting bee), 6791 nucleotides. RefSeq lists its product as uncharacterized. Gene Ontology annotation, molecular function: serine-type endopeptidase inhibitor activity. The record is from RefSeq and is a predicted model, not a curated record. NCBI's taxonomy places the organism in Eukaryota, Metazoa, Arthropoda, Insecta, Hymenoptera, Megachilidae.